AUGAGAGAGCGUACGAGGAGGAGGAGGAGAGAUAUACAGAAGCAAUUCAGUUUGAGAAGGUACCGCCUCAAAGCCGAAGCCCUAGAUAUGAUUGAAAACUUCCCCGAUGAAGAUAUCGAACUCCUUCUCAAUCGCCUCCAGCAGGAAUCGCGUUCAUCUACACUCGAUGUGGAAACAAUUCGAAACGUGAUUGAAGAAGCGGCAACAGAUGAAUCAACCACCUCUGUUUAUUCCUUGGCGGUCAUCGACAACGUCUUUCUUGUCCCUAAAUUUCGAUAUGAUGUUGUUAAUAAGCGUUUCAUCGAGCAUGAGAGUAAUCUGCCUGUUCACGGUGAGGCUUCUGCAAAAACAUAUAUAUACAGGGAACGAUUCAGGUUGCUGUCUCAGAGAGUUUCUCGCGCUGAUUCUUUUUCUAGGCCAGUGUUUGAUGCUGAUAUGCUCCAGUAUAAGAAGCGUGAGAUAUCUUCAAUCCAAUCUCUAGCAGUUGAGAUGGGAAAGAAAUGGGUGAUGGGCUUGAUAUUACAGAUGGAAGAUGGACAUUUCUACCUUGAAGACCUUUCAGCUUCUGUAGAGAUUGAUUUGUCCAAAGCAAAGAUAACCACAGGAUUUUUCACAGAGAAUACUAUCAUUUUGGCACAAGGUGAAAUGCACAAUGGUAUCUUUCAGGUGAUUGCAUGUGGAUUUCCUCCUUUAGAGGACAGGGAUAAAACACUAAGGAUACAUCGUGACAACGACUUUUUCGGAUGUGGCAGGCCAACUAAACACGAGAUGAUUAGACUUGCCGACCUAGACAGACUACCGGUGAAUGACACAUUUGUCAUAUUGUCUGAAAUAUGGCUGGAUGACGAAGAGGUUCUCGGGAAGCUGGAAACGGUUCUUCAUCGUUUUGAAAGUGUGGAGACAGUGCCCUCUUUGUUUGUUUUCAUGGGAAACUUUUGUUCUCGCCCAUGCAACUUAUCGUUUGGUUCUUAUUCAAGUCUUAGGCAGCAGUUUGGUAAACUUGGGAGAAUGAUUGGAAACCAUCCAAAGCUAAAAGCAAACAGUCGGUUUUUAUUCAUUCCAGGUCCCCAUGACGCAGGUCCCUCCACAGUCUUACCAAGAUGUGGUUUACCAGAGUACUUAACCGAAGAGCUUCGAGAAGUUAUUCCCAAUGCGAUAUUUUCAAGCAACCCUUGCAGAGUAAAGUUCGAUAACAAGGAGAUUGUGUUCUUUCGGCAAGACCUUCUCUACCGGAUGAGCCGUUCAUGCUUAAUAACCCCUUCCUCAGAAGAAACUACAGACCCCUUUGAGCACCUUGUCUCCACAUUAAUUCAUCAGAGCCAUCUAUGUCCACUACCGCUCUUGGUUCAACCCAUCAUUUGGAACUAUGAUCACUGUCUAAAACUAUAUCCAACUCCUCACACGAUUGUAUUAGGUGACAAGAGUGAGCAAAAGGAUUGUAGAAUUGGGGGAGCAAAAUGUUUCAAUCCAGGCUCCUUUUCAACUGAUAGCACCUACGUAGUUUAUCGACCUUCCACUCAAGAAAUCGAUACACGUCCUUUCAGACAGCAAACCUGA
This is a messenger RNA of Camelina sativa (false flax), 1557 nucleotides long. Its product is annotated as DNA polymerase epsilon subunit B-like. Lineage: Eukaryota; Viridiplantae; Streptophyta; Magnoliopsida; Brassicales; Brassicaceae. Gene Ontology annotation, molecular function: DNA binding. The record is from RefSeq and is a predicted model, not a curated record. Gene Ontology annotation, biological process: DNA-templated DNA replication; error-prone translesion synthesis. Gene Ontology annotation, cellular component: epsilon DNA polymerase complex.